AUGGCUCUGAGAUUAAGCUUUGUCAGAGAAACAAACCCGAUUUCUCAAAUGACGCAGAAUUUGACAUUGCAUGAGAAAGACCCGUCAGUUAAACUGGUCAUUUUGCAGGCUAAUGGAAAAGCAUUUUGUUCCGGUGGUGAUCUAGUAUCAAUCGUUACUUCUUCCAUUGUAGAAUCAGGGCACUGGUCUUUUGCUAUGCUUCAUUACAAGAAACUUCUCACACUCAGCUACCUACUAGCGACCCACAAACAACCUGUGGUGUCCCUGAUGAAUGGAAUGGUUAUGGGAGCAGGAGCUGGUCUCUCCAUGAACGGAACCUUCAGGGUUGUCACUGAAAAAGCUGUGUUUGUUAUGCCGGGGGCAUCUAUAGGAUAUUUUCCAGAUAUGGGCGAGUACUUGGGAUUAACUGGGAGGCAUUUGAAUGGAGCAGAAAUGGUUGAACGUGGCCUUGCUACUCAUUUGUCCCUUCCAAGCUUCAUUUCAAGACGGUCCCUGUCACCUUGUUGUUUCCUGUUGCCACCGUCAGAGUCUGCGGAGGAGUAUAGGAUUUGUCACUGUGAAGGCUUGAUUCAACGUCGCUAUCCAUUGCAUGGCAUGUCUGAGUCACCCUGCGUAUUCGUUGCCGUCCAACAUUUUUCUAGCAGUGCUCUUUGCGACCUUGCAAGUUCGGGUUUCGAAUUCCAGCUUCAACUCAGAGUCAUGGUCGAGAGUCGUCGGAUGUCUGACGGCAAUAAUGUUGACACGCCAUUAAAGACAAGUUUGUCACCCGCCAUCAAGAUUUGUCUUGAAGACCAAAGCCGUUAA
Neltuma alba is the source of this 804-nucleotide messenger RNA. Its product is annotated as probable 3-hydroxyisobutyryl-CoA hydrolase 3. The transcript is spliced from 8 exons. Lineage: Eukaryota; Viridiplantae; Streptophyta; Magnoliopsida; Fabales; Fabaceae. Bases 1 to 804 code for a protein of 267 amino acids. Gene Ontology annotation, molecular function: 3-hydroxyisobutyryl-CoA hydrolase activity. Gene Ontology annotation, biological process: L-valine catabolic process. The record is from RefSeq and is a predicted model, not a curated record.